Molecule: messenger RNA, 2068 nt
Organism: Saimiri boliviensis boliviensis (Bolivian squirrel monkey)
Lineage: Eukaryota; Metazoa; Chordata; Mammalia; Primates; Cebidae
Gene: CLIC6
Product: chloride intracellular channel 6
Molecular function (GO): D2 dopamine receptor binding; D4 dopamine receptor binding; D3 dopamine receptor binding
Source: RefSeq, a predicted model, not a curated record
GGACACGGACGGUUCCGCAGCACGCCCCUUGCCCAGCGCCACUGACCCCUGGGCAGCUUCAGGGAAGGGGUCCCGAUCAAGGACAACGAUCUGCGGUCAUGGCUGAGGCCGCGGAGCCUGAGGGGGGUGCCCCGGGUCCCCAGGGGCCGCCGGAGGGCCCCCCACUGGGUGAGAGAUCCGGAGAGUCUGGAGCCGCGGGCGGGGGAGCAGAGGAGCGGGAGGCGAGCGAGGGCGCAGAGGAGGCGACCAGGGACGCCGCCGCGGUGAAGGAGGCGGGAGGCGGCGGGCUGGACAGAGUCCGGGGACCCGAGGCGCAGGGCACCGGAGCGGCGCAGGGCGAGGCGGAGGCGGAGGAGGGAGCCCCGGAGGGCGCCGAGGUGCCCCAGGGAGGGGAGGAGGCGAGCGGCGCGCCGCAGGUGGAGGGGGCGAGCCCCGGGCGCGGCGCGCAGGGCGAGGACCCGGGGGAGGCUCAGGGGGCGCCGGGAGACUCCACGGUCACCGAAAGGCAGGAGGAGGCGGAGCACCGGCCCGAGGCGUCGGAAGGCAGUGCGCCGGGGGCGUCGGGGGACAGCGUAGACCCUGAGGGCCCUGAGGGGGACACAGGAGACGCGGAGCGCCCGGCGGGGAACAGCGUAGAAGCGGAGAGUCGGGCGGGGGACAGGGUAGACACGGAGGGCCUGGCGGGGGACAGUGUAAACGCGGAGGGUCCGGCGGGGGACAGCUUAGACUUGGAGGGCCCGGCGGGGGACAGCGCAGACUUGGAGGGCCCGGCGGGGGACAGCGUAGACUUGGAGGGCCCGGCGGGGGACAGCGCAGACUUGGAGGGCCCGGCGGGGGACAGCAUGGACGCCGAGGGUCCAGCAGGAGGGGCGCGCCGGGUCUCGAGUGAGCCUCAGGAGGGAGGGGACCGCAGCCUCCCGCCCCAGGCCGAGGAGAUUGAGGUCGCAGCGGGGGAGAGCGAGGGGCACAGCCUGGGGGAGCUCGCUCGGGACGUGGCGGAGGAGGCCGAGGCCCCUGGGGAAAAGGGGUCCGAGGAAGAGGCUCCCGGGGACGCGAGGGCAGACGCUGGCGAAGACAGGGUCGGGGAUGGGCCCCAGCAGGAGUUGGGGGAGGAGGAGGAGAGGCGAGAGCAGAGCCCGGAGGGGCCCAGUGAGGAGGCCGCAGCCGGGGGCGAGGAGGAAUCCACCGACUGCUGCCCAGACCGGGAGGCCUCCAGGGGCGCCGCCGAGGCCCAGGCCCAGCUCAGCAACCACCUGGCGGAGGAGGGCCCCACGGAAGGUGGCGACGAGGCCGCGCGGGUAAACGGCAGCCGGGAGGACGGAGAGCGGUCCGAGGAGCGCGCCCCGGGGCAGGAGCACGACAUCACCCUCUUUGUCAAGGCUGGUUAUGAUGGUGAGAGUAUCGGAAAUUGCCCCUUUUCUCAGCGUCUCUUUAUGAUUCUUUGGCUGAAAGGUGUUAUAUUUAAUGUGACGACAGUGGACCUGAAAAGGAAACCCGCAGACCUGCAGAACCUGGCUCCUGGAACAAACCCUCCUUUUAUGACUUUUGAUGGUGAAGUCAAGACGGAUGUGAAUAAGAUCGAGGAGUUCUUAGAGGAGAAAUUAGCUCCUCCGAGGUAUCCCAAGCUGGGGACCCAACAUCCCGAAUCUAAUUCCGCAGGAAACGAUGUGUUUGCCAAAUUCUCCGCAUUUAUAAAAAACACGAAGAAGGAUGCAAACGAGGUUUAUGAAAAGAACCUGCUGAAGGCCCUGAGGAAGCUCAAUAAUUACUUAAAUAGCCCUCUGCCUGAUGAAAUAGACGCCUACAGCACGGAGGACGUCGCUGUUUCCGGAAGGAAGUUUCUGGAUGGGGAUGAACUCACGCUGGCUGACUGCAACCUCUUACCAAAGCUCCAUAUUAUUAAGAUUGUGGCCAAGAAGUACAGAGAUUUUGAAUUUCCUUCUGAAAUGACUGGCAUCUGGAGAUACUUGAAUAAUGCUUAUUCUAGAGAUGAGUUCACAAAUACGUGUCCGGCUGAUCAAGAGAUUGAACACGCAUAUUCAGAUGUUGCAAAAAGAAUGAAAUGAAA